Messenger RNA from Mugil cephalus (flathead mullet), 2023 nucleotides. RefSeq names its product D(1)-like dopamine receptor. Gene Ontology annotation, cellular component: membrane. The record is from RefSeq and is a predicted model, not a curated record. The transcript has a single exon. Gene Ontology annotation, biological process: adenylate cyclase-activating adrenergic receptor signaling pathway. Gene Ontology annotation, molecular function: G protein-coupled receptor activity. NCBI's taxonomy places the organism in Eukaryota, Metazoa, Chordata, Actinopteri, Mugiliformes, Mugilidae. The coding region runs from base 152 to 1666 and encodes 504 amino acids.
AACUGAAUUUUUUUCUCAUUUCCCUUUUGUAAUUUUACUCUUGACUGAGAGAUCGGAGGACGGUUUGUGUGUCGGGAUGAGCUGAAAAGGUGAGAAGCGGUUUUACGUGUGGAUAUUAACGCUCUUAGUCGCCGUGGAUCCGUGGGAAGUGAUGGAAAACUACACGUGGAGUAAUUUCACCCAGGUUCUGUCGGAGCUGGACGGGACGGGAGGCGAGGAGGGAGAGGACGACGAGAGGGAGGAAGGGGGCGCGGGUGGUGGAGGGAGAGGAGGAGGACUGCGCGUCCUCCUGGCCUGCGUCCUCUUCCUGCUCAUCGUGUCCACGCUGCUCGGGAACACGCUGGUGUGCGCCGCCGUCAUCAAGUUCCGGCACCUGCGCUCCAAAGUCACCAACUUCUUUGUCAUCUCCCUGGCCGUGUCUGACCUGUUCGUGGCGGUGCUGGUGAUGCCCUGGGAGGCCAUCACAGAGGUCACAGACACGUGGCUGUUUGGAGGCUUUUGCGAUGUGUGGAUCGCCUUUGACAUCAUGUGCUCCACGGCCUCCAUCCUCAACCUGUGCAUCAUCAGCGUGGACCGCUACUGGGCCAUCGCCAGCCCCUUCAAGUAUGAGCGGAAGAUGACCCACAGGGUGGCGUUUGUCAUGAUCGGAGUGGCCUGGACGCUGUCCAUUCUCAUCUCCUUCAUCCCAAUGCAGCUGAACUGGCACCGGGCCGGGGAGGAAGAGGAGGAGGAGGAGGAGCAGGAGGUGGUGAUGGAGGAGCUGGUGGCAGCGAUGGCCGCCGGUGGCAGGAACUUCACCAACUCCAGCGAAGUCGUCGCCAAAAGCUGCGUCGCCAACCUGAACAAGACCUACGCCAUCUCCUCCUCCUUCAUCAGCUUCUACAUCCCGGUGGUGAUCAUGAUCGCAACCUACACCCGCAUCUACCGGAUUGCCCAGACCCAAAUCCGUCGGAUCAUGUCUCUGGAACGGGCAGCGGAGCAGGCCCAGAACCAGGGCCACGGCCUGAACAGGAACCAGCAGCAGCAGCAGCAGCAGCAUCACAGGCCCAACGACGAGGCCUCUCUGAAGUCAUCGUUCAAGAAGGAAACCAAAGUCCUGAAGACACUUUCCAUCAUCAUGGGGGUGUUUGUCUUUUGCUGGCUGCCAUUUUUCAUCCUCAACUGCACCGUCCCGUUCUGCGACCCUCCAUGCGUCAGCGACACCACCUUCACUGUCUUCGUCUGGUUCGGUUGGGCCAACUCCUCCCUCAACCCAGUCAUUUACGCGUUCAACGCAGACUUCCGUCGGGCAUUUGCCACCAUCUUGGGCUGCAACCGGAUCUGCUCCAACAACGCGGUGGAAGCCGUGAACAUCAGCAACGAGCUCGUUUCUUACCACCACGACACGACGCUCCACAAGGAGGCGCUGGUCCCGGCUCAGCCACAGCAGCACCCCGGCGCCAUUCACGGCAGGUCCGACCACCUGGAGGACGUGAGCGCGCAGUUUGACGAGGAGUCCAUCGUCUCCAACGGUUCCCACAGCCACAGCCGGCUGCUGCUGCUUCCUGCCGCCGCCCGGUUCGAGGACAACCGCGAGAUUUCUUUGGAGACAAUCACACCUUUCACAUCAGCAGCUGCACUGGAGACUGAUACUCUCAUACCAGGACAAGUCCACCAGGAAGAAUAAGACCAAACUCAGAGCCGGCGACAGCCAUGAUGAUAGAGGAAGUUAGGCUGGGGUUCUUUCAAAAUAACAGCUCAUUAAAUUCAUAAUUUUUACCACUGAUGAAGGACUUUACUGAGGGAAUUUACAAUAAGCCGACAGGUCUUAAGUUCUGGACGAAGACAAAAUACAAAAGAGGAACUGAACUGUACAGCUUCACAUGACAUCCCAUCUCAAGUUCUUUUAUUUGUGUGACUGUCGGAUUGUUUACUUUGAAUUGUGUCUGAAUUAAUUCACCUAACUGUCACAGCCACUUAUUUAUUUCAGUUUCUGCACAGUAUGUAAAUGUAAAAUCUGCUCUUUUCAUAAAAAGCUGAGCAC